AUGAAAGAUAUGGAUGACGACGCGACGGCGUACGAAUGGAGUGAUUUCUAUCCAAAUGAAUGGAAACUCGAUCAGAAACUCCUCGUUCACUACAGUCGUCGCUUGCAAAAAGUCGAAAUGUGGCCGUAUUUCGAUGUACCGCACUAUAUUUUUUCAGCGAUCGCCGUUCGUGACGAUCUCGGCCCAUCCGCUUUGCAAUUCGCCCGUCAGCAUCCAUUCUCGUGUUGGCUUUCAACGAUGAUGAUUUCUUUUGCAGGAACCCUGUUGGCAAAUUUUUUGCUCGGCGAGGCACCGAUUGAGCCUUUCCGCAAUCAUUUCGACGUUUUAGCGGCCACAGCUAUUUGGUAUCUUGUUUUCUAUUCACCGUUUGACAUUUUCUAUCGAGUUUCCACGUUUUUCCCCAUCAAAUUGGUGCUUUCCGUGCUAAAGGAAGCACAACGAGCGUACAAGGUGUCUCACGGUGUCGCACAUGCUUGCCGGGUGUAUCCAGAGUCGUAUCUCGUUCAAGCAAUGGUUGGAAUAUCGAAAGGAGCUGGUGGAGGGAUCGUGAAAACCGUUGAACAACUAGUCCGUGGCGUUUGGAUCCCGCAUAAACACGAGAUCCUUCAUCCAUCAUUCACCACAAAGGCUUGUGUCAUCGCCGCUACAGUGUUCACCGUCGAGCGAAACUCGAAUCUAAUCACCGCCCCUCAUGAUCUCAUUUAUUUGGCGGUAGUCGGCUUCUUUGUCUACUUUAAACUCUCGGCCUUGGUCUUGCAUGUGAAAGAUCCGUUAGCUCCAUUGGAAAACAUUUUCUGCUCAAUUUUUAUGGGUGGAAUCUGGGAGGCUUUCUCGAGAGCUGUUGAAACGACGAAAGAAGAGGUAAACUCCUCGCAAAAACACAAAAACGACGAUAACUUCUUGACUGUUUCCAACAAGCAAAAGAAUGGCACAAAGAAAGAAACGAAAAAAGCGAAA
Messenger RNA from Mesorhabditis belari, 957 nucleotides. The record is from the annotation of a GenBank genome assembly. NCBI's taxonomy places the organism in Eukaryota, Metazoa, Nematoda, Chromadorea, Rhabditida, Rhabditidae.